AUGGCGUGUGAUAAUGGCCAUAACUAUAUCAAGUUUUCUAUUGAGAUGGGCUCGAGACGGCCGACUCUGAGGCUCACACAUAACCCCCUUCAACAGCCGUACAAGAAUAUUCCCUACGACAUGAUCACUGCCCUUUUAAAAUCUGGUCUUGGACACUUUCACACCCUACCGACCAGUGCAUUCUAUAGCUCAUCCCAAGCAGCAGCAGCGAAGCCACCCACCACCACCACCACCACCACCACCACCACGACGGACAUAUCCGGUGUACAAAUGGUUCGUCUGCACAACACAAGAAGAUCGCUCUUCCGCACGGUCUUGAGAAAGGCCAUCUCUACAAUCAACCAAGCACAUUACCCGCUCCGCAAGAACAGCCUGGCCCUCCUGUAUCGCUCGAGCAACCGAUCGUUCCGAAACAUAGGAGUACGAGCACACCUCGACGGCCAAGAACGUAAGCUAGCGCACAGAAGCGGCGUGCCGAGCAAUUUUGAGGCGUCUGGAAUGCGACAACCCCCGCUGCUGCCUCGGGCAGGGCUAUGCUAUACAUAUAUACUAAAUUAG
Messenger RNA from Endocarpon pusillum Z07020, 558 nucleotides. RefSeq lists its product as uncharacterized. The transcript has a single exon. Lineage: Eukaryota; Fungi; Ascomycota; Eurotiomycetes; Verrucariales; Verrucariaceae. The record is from RefSeq and is a predicted model, not a curated record. The coding region runs from base 1 to 558 and encodes 185 amino acids.